CAGAAACUUUGGACUGCCAUCUGAACCCAGAGAUGCCAAUCAUGUCAGUUAAUGCGGUAGGUGAAUGAUGUGGUUAAGUAAUUAGGGCGUGCGUUAUGCAGUGGUUGACCUAAUUCUCAAGACAUAUACUGGCGACAAAUGACAUGGUCAGUGUGAGUGGUGCUCGGGAACAGAAAGCUAGACAAGCAGGGACUGCAAUAUAUGGCAGUGUCCACAACCAAAACAUGACAUCAAGAGUGGAAGAUGAUCAUGACACUUAUGUGUACGGACCAGAGAGAAUCUCAACACAUCCCUACUCCCACUGCUCCACCAUUUCAUCUGUUCGCAGAACCUUUUGUCUUAUUGCACUGUUUGAUCUGUGUUUCUGCUUCAUACUGUGGGUCAUCUAUACUCAGCUUACAGGAUCAGAAACUGUUUGGGAGGCAUUUGAACAGCAGGUCGCUAAUUAUAAUUUUAAAACAUCACUGUUUGACACAGUAAUGGUAGCAGCACUUCGGUUUGUUUUGAUUGAGCUUGGUUACGCAUUGUUCAGACUGAAUCAUUGGUGGCUCAUUGCUAUAUCCACAUCAUUAACUUGUAUAUUUCUGAUAGCCAAAGUAUUUUUAUUCGAGUUCAGCCAUGCUGGUAAACCAGAGAAUCCUCUGAGCUAUAUUCUUUUGUUAGCAUCAUUUAUCCUUACAUGGAUUGAGACUUGGUUUCUGGAUUUUAAAGUCCUGCCAACAGAGAAAAAGAUACUACUUAAAGGAACACAUGGACAACCAAAUGAGAGGUCAAGUUUACUGCGGCAUGCAGAGGAAGGGAAUAGCAUCCCAGAUGAUGACAAAGACACGCGAUACUACUCACCUGCAGGGUCAGAUGAUGAGAGUGACAUGGACAGGUACCGCAGUGUCCCCUCCACCCGCUCACACAGCCGAAAGGCAAGUCAAUCCUCCAUUAACAGUAUGCUGUUCAAUCAGGACCUUGAGUACUUGAAGAUAGCUAAAGGUGCUAUGGAUAUGCUGUGGGAGCUGGUGAGAGAAGAAGGAUGGACUAUAGAGAAAGAGAGAGAAGAAGAUGUUGUCAGGAGUGCAUACAUCAAAAAGCUCAAGAGGAAGAUCUACAAACUAGAGUGUAUUUUGGACAUUAGUCCCAAGGAACUCUGGCUAGACACUAUUGAGAAUAUUAAUGAGUCACCAAGUUGGAAUCCAACAUUGCUGGAAGCAAGGACACUACAGGUAGUAGAUGACAGGACAGACAUUAGUUACAAUAUAGCAGCAGAGGCCGCUGGAGGUCUUGUGUCUGCCCGGGACUUCAUAAACUUACGACAUUGGGGGGAGAAGGAUCAGACUCUCUUCAUUGCAGUGGAUGGGGCUACUUUUCCUGACAUGCCUCCACAGAAAAAAUAUGUCAGGGGUGUAAGUGGCCCUGGAGGAAUGGUGUUUCAUCGUAUCGAAGGACAGCCCAAUAAAUGUAGAUUAGAUUGGUAUCUUAACACAAAUCUAAAGGGUUGGAUACCCCAGGCUGCUAUUGACCAAGGCUUAACAAGUGUUCUAAUGGAUUAUAGUAAAUACCUCAGACUUCACAUUCUGGAGAUCAAAACUAGAAACAUUAGCUAAUAACAAAUUACAUAGAUCUACCAAAUCCUGUGAUGUAAGAUGGUUAUGUGAAAGAGAUUUAUUGAAAUGACUUAAUAUUAUAUUUAGCAAGAUAAAUAAUCAAGGAAGUGACUUAUUCUUGCAUCAACAUUUUUGGAAAAGGCAGUAUUUAUGAUAUUGUCAUAUUGUCAAAAAAGGCAGUAUUUGUCAUAUUUAAUAUCAUCUACUUAAAUCAUUUUAUUUAUUUUUCAUUCAUUCUUUGAAUGAUGUUUUCCCCCAUGAAAUGACUUGUACAUUUAUGAUUUUUUUUUUCAAAAAAGCUUUUUGUUUUUGCUGUGCAAUUUCUUAGGUUUCGAGGAGGAAAUUUUGCUGAAAUAAUUAUUUUCAGUGUUUUAUUUAUGUAAACAGAUAUUUUAUGAAUUUUAUGAUAUAAGUCAAAUAGUAUAGUGAUUAAUAUUUGACAUCAUUUUCAAACUGGUUUUAAAGCUUCAGUAUUCAAAAGGGUGUUGUUUCAUAGUUGCUAUAUUGUGAUUACACUUUGUAGAAACUUCCCCCAUGUAAUUAUCUUGAGAUUUGUGAAAUUAUAAUUGUAUCCCCCCCCCCCCCCCCCCCCCCCCCCGAUAAAAAUGCAUAAAUAUUGUCUGAUUUAAAAAUAUGACAAAAAUCUUCUAGCCAUGAAAUCAAAUUUUUUUUUUGAAAAAGACAAGACUCUAUUUAUAAACAGUACUAACAGUUUCUUUUUCUUUACACAAUGUGAAUAUUGCACAGUCAUAUUAGGAGGGCAUUGAACAUUUUAACGGAUUGACAGGACAUUUCAGCAGGAAAAAUGAAAGUUUUAGGGGAAAAUUGGUGGACAUUUUAGCAUUAUUUGAAAUAAGAUGUGGGUAUUUUUAUCGGGAGAGUUAUACAAGAAAUGCAUAUAUCCUUUUAGUUAGCUAUAUUCUGUUUGAUUCCCCUUUCUUGCAAACGGUGAGGUGGAAGUCAGAUUUUGAGGAUAUAAUUGAUUUUAAUAUAGUCAAAUAAAUAUCAAAUGACCAUAUCGGAUACAAGAUUUGGAGUGAUUCACAGAGCAUCUCAAGGAACAUCUUCAUAUUUUAAUAAUGCAUCAUCUCUGUAAUACAACCCUUCAAAAUUGAUAUACUCUCUUCCCCUGAUUUGUUUCUACCUCAGCCACUUCCAUACUCUUCAGUGUUUUAAUAACAGAUGAAUAUGUACAAGGAUUUACAUGUAUGGAUAUGCUAGGGAGUUUUAUUCAAGUGGAGAUUUCUUAUCUUUACCAUCAUAACCUCCAAAAGAGUUGUGGAAACAAAAUUCAUUAAUCUGCUGACUUUAGAUCAAUUUUUGCGGACUUUUCAUUCAUUAUUGAAAAAGAUUUAAAGUUUUCUCCAAAAGAAAAGUGUCCAUUGAAUUUUACAGGUAACUAAUUUUUCUUCUGCUAAAAUGUUAACUAAAGUUCCUACUCAAUGUCCAUUCACACCUUUAGAAAUUCUGCUUAGCCAGUUUUCUUUCUCCCAAAAAGUACCCACUGAAUUUUACAGGUAACCUUUCCCCUCGCUAUAAUGUUAACUAAAGUUCCUGCUUAAAUGUCCAUUGACACCUUUAGAAAUUCUGCUAAAACGUUCUGUGCCCCAUUGAAGGUAACCAAUUUCCAUUUUGUGUUGAUUUCCUUAUCAGCAAUUUCAAUUACAUAGUGAUUCUCUGUUUCUUAUCCAUAUGCACAUUGACUUUAAAUUUUAUAUCCAUGUUUAAUGUAAAUUUAUGAGCUAUUUUAUGUUGUAUUGUUUUUUAAAGUGAAUUAUGACAAGUGGUUGUUUGUGAUAAAGUACAUGUAACAUGUAUUGGUAUAGAGGGUGUGUAUUAGAUAUCCCUCUGCGAUUUUCUUCGUACUAAAUACAUAUAAGAAGUGCAUAUAGAUUCAUUUCCAGAGAAAAAUUUUUAGUCCCCAGAAGGAUUUACAUUAUUUAACUUGUGGAAUUUCAUUUUCUUGAAUUUUCACUAUUAAAUUGUAAAAGUAUA
Messenger RNA from Saccostrea echinata, 3590 nucleotides. RefSeq names its product steroidogenic acute regulatory protein-like. NCBI's taxonomy places the organism in Eukaryota, Metazoa, Mollusca, Bivalvia, Ostreida, Ostreidae. The record is from RefSeq and is a predicted model, not a curated record. Bases 144 to 1595 code for a protein of 483 amino acids. The transcript has 14 exons. Gene Ontology annotation, molecular function: lipid binding.